Molecule: messenger RNA, 2277 nt
Organism: Corylus avellana
Lineage: Eukaryota; Viridiplantae; Streptophyta; Magnoliopsida; Fagales; Betulaceae
Biological process (GO): protein N-linked glycosylation
Molecular function (GO): alpha-(1->6)-fucosyltransferase activity
Source: RefSeq, a predicted model, not a curated record
AAUGCACAGAAUGCACAAUUAUCUAUAAACUAAAACAAAGUGAUGAUAUGUCUGUUUCUUACUUGGGAAACUGAACAGACUUUCCCCUUCUCUUCCCCUUUCUUUCAAAUUCUACUGUGUUUCCUGUUAGGGGGUUUCCUUUCUUUCUGGCUUCAACCAUGCUGUUUUUGAUGUUGGAAGGAAGAUAGAGGUGGACCACAGAAUCUAAUGGUGAAGUGGAUUGCUGUGCCUAGGAGUAGUUGGAGAACGAAAGACCCAUUUUUUAGCACAAGUUGGUUGUGAAAAAUCUCAUGGGAAACAACAGAAAAGAUUUGGAGUGGAUUCAUGUGAUCAUGGUUAUGAGUUAGUUGGCAUGGCACGAGAUUUAGAGGAAAGGGCUCAUUUGGAAACAAAACAAAUGGAGACAUCAAAUAGGAAGUAUUUUGAGAGAGUGGUUUCACAGAAGGCUUUGCAAAUGGGGAGCUCCUUUCCCUGCCAAAUUUGUGUUGUGGGUUUUCUCUGUGGAGUCUGUCUCACCUCUCUGUUUCUGGCUGCUCUCACUUCUUUUGGUUCCUUGGAGUUUGGUGGGAUUUCAUUUUCAGCCAUUUCAGUGGGUGGUUCACCAUGGAAUUCCAGCUCAGAAAUCAUCAAUGUGGUUACAAGUACGGAGUGCAAUUUCAAACCAAAGGAAACAAAGGAAACAGAGAGAUUAGUGGAUUCACAAAGUAGUAAAGAAAGGAACGAUGAUGAGAGGGUCUCCUUUCUAUAUUCUGCUUGGAGUGCCAUGCUAUCUAAACCUGCUCUGGAACAAUUAAAACUAAAUGGAGAGAUUAGUGUGCCAAAAGCCCCUCAUUUGGAAAAUUGCAGGCUGAGAGCACAAGUAAAUCAGCGUCUUGAUAAGUCGUCUGAGAAUGUGAGCUUCCCUCCUUGGGCAGGUUGGAAGGGAUUGUUGGACAUGCACCCAGCGGCUGCAACCGAUGAGCAGCGGAGAUACAGGCGUCAGGCUAUGUCUGAAAAUGCUUAUCCUCCCUGGAUUUUGGGAUCAGAUGAAGAAAACUAUCCCUUGACUAGAAAAGUGCAACGUGAUAUAUGGAUCCAUCAGCAUCCAUUGAAAUGCAGUGAUCCAAAUGUAAGAUUUCUUGUAGCUGACUGGGAGAGAUUACCUGGAUUUGGUAUUGGAGGACAGCUUGCUGCAAUGUGUAGUCUUCUUGCUAUUGCAAUCAGUGAGAAAAGGGUUCUUGUUACCAACUAUUAUAAUCGGGCUGACCACGAUGGAUGUAAAGGUUCGGCCCGCUCCAGCUGGUCUUGCUAUUUCUUUCCAGAAACAUCUCAAGAAUGUCGAGACCGUGCAUUUGAGCUUUUGAGGAGUGAGGAGGCAUGGAAAAGAGGAAUCAUAACUGCAAAAGAAAAUUAUAGUACAAAGGAUAUAUGGUCUUCUAGACGGAUUCCUAGGAUAUGGGGUCACCCUUGGAGUUAUUUGCAACCAACGACGGAAAUAAAUGGGAGUUUGAUUGCUUCUCAUCGCAAGAUGGAUCGAAGGUGGUGGGUAGCACAGGCAGUUCACUACUUAAUGAGGUUUCAAACAGAGUACAUGUGUGGCCUAUUAAAUGUUGAGCGCCAUGCUGCAUUUGGAAAGGAAGCUGCAAAAAUUGUUCUGCAAAGUCUUAACAAGGAGUGGCCAAAGGAAUUUACAAACACGCCAAGAUCCGAUAUCGAAGAUUACGUGUGGUCAAGUCACAAACCAUGGGUACCAAGGCCAUUGCUAAGUGUGCAUGUCAGGAUGGGAGACAAAGCUUGUGAAAUGGAGGUAGUUGAAUUUGAAGAAUACAUGCAUCUUGCUCAUCGCAUUAGGAAGCACUUCCCAAACCUCAACAACAUUUGGCUUUCAACCGAAAUGCAGCAAGUUAUUGACAAGUCAAAAGGCUAUUCUGGGUGGAAUUUUUACUACACCAAUGUGACAAGGCAAGUGGGAAACAGUUCAAUGGCAAGUUAUGAAGCGAGUCUUGGUAGGGAGAGAAGCACAAACAAUCCGCUUGUCAAUUUCUUGAUGGCAACGGAAGCAGACUUUUUCAUUGGGGCAUUGGGAUCCACAUGGUGCUUCCUUAUAGAUGGGAUGAGGAAUACUGGAGGAAAAGUAAUGGCUGGAUACUUGAGUGUGAACAAAGAUCGAUUCUGGUAGAGAUUUACCUCAACCUGCCAAUAACAUUUGUAUGUAAAUUUUGUUACUCGUACAUAGGUAGUAAUUUUUUUCGCAUAAUGUAUGUACUCAAACUCAAAAAAAAAAAAAAAAUGAUACGU